Molecule: messenger RNA, 2208 nt
Organism: Cynoglossus semilaevis (tongue sole)
Lineage: Eukaryota; Metazoa; Chordata; Actinopteri; Pleuronectiformes; Cynoglossidae
Gene: smox
Product: spermine oxidase
Exons: 7
Coding region: 180-1832 (550 amino acids)
Biological process (GO): spermine catabolic process
Molecular function (GO): polyamine oxidase activity
Source: RefSeq, a predicted model, not a curated record
GCUCAUGUAUAAUCAAUGAAGAGGCAGCGACCACGGCGAAACUGGCUGCUUCUGGUUUCCAGGCAUAAAUACAAAGCGUAGCCGGUGUGAGGAGAAACCGUACAAAGGACGCGGAGCUCUUACCUACUUACGCUGGACAACAAGAGAGUCAGUCUCCAUCAAAGCGGAGCUUGGACGGCAUGCAAAGUUGUGAAAUUUCUUCAGACAGUACUGAUGAUCCUCUUAGUAGCGGCAUACGCACUCAUCGGCAGCCUCGAAUAGUAGUGAUCGGCGCUGGCUUGGCAGGCCUCGCUGCAACUAAGGUCCUACUGCAAAACGGCUUCACAGAUGUCACCGUUCUAGAGGCAUCUGACCACAUCGGUGGACGAGUUUGUAGCGUUCAGCACGGAAAAGCAACUUUGGAGCUUGGAGCCACCUGGAUCCAUGGUGCCAAUGGGAACCCAGUGUAUCACCUGGCAGAGGAGAACAGGCUGCUGCAACACACCACAGAUGAGGAGAGGAGUGUGGGACGCAUCAGCCUGUACACCAAGAAUGGCGUUCCUUACUACCAGACCAGUGGUGGGAAAAGGAUUCCCAAGGACCUGGUGGAGGAGUUCAGUGACGUGUACAACAAGGUGUUUGAGUUGACUCAGGAAUUUUUCCAGAACGGAAAGCCGGUUUGUCCUGAAAGCAAGAACAGUGUCGGCAUCUUCACACGGAAGGAGAUGUACGAAAGGCUCAAUCUCAAGUUUGAUGACAAUGACAGUGGUGUCGCAUUGCUCAAACGCUCCAUGUUGCAACAGUACUUCAAGGUGGAGAGUUGUGAAAGCAGCUCUGCCAGUAUGGACGAGGUCUCUCUGAGUGAGUUUGGAGAGUGGGCGGAGAUUCCGGGUGCACACUUUGUCAUUCCUGACGGCUUCAUGAAGAUCGUCAAACUCCUGGCCCAUGACAUCCCGUCCAGCACCAUCUGCCUUAACCAACCAGUUCGCUGCAUCCACUGGAACGUCUCGGCGCAGCGUCAGGAUGUGAUCGUCGACACCGUCCAAUACAACAACCACAAUGCAAACAACUGCACCUGCCAGCCUGACCACAGACCUCACCGCCCUAUUUACGUGGAGUGCGAAGACAAGGAGUGGAUCGCCGCCGACCACGUCAUCGUGACAUCCUCUCUGGGCGUACUGAAGCAGAACCAGGAAACCAUGUUCUCCCCGUCCCUACCUGACGACAAGAAGUUUGCCAUUGAGAAGCUGGGCAUCAGCACAACUGACAAGAUCUUUCUAGAGUUUGAAGAGCCUUUCUGGAGCCCAGAGUGCAACAGUAUCCAGUGUGUGUGGGAAGAUGAGGCCGAGCUGGAGCAGCCAGUCUACCCUGAGGAGCUCUGGUACAAGAAGAUCUGCAGCUUUGACGUCCUCUACCCCCCCGAGCGCUACGGCCACAUGUUGAGUGGAUGGAUCUGUGGCCAGGAGGCGCUGUACAUGGAGUGCUGCGACGACGAAACAGUGGCAGAGACCUGCACUGAGUUGCUUCGCCGGUUUACAGGGAUUCCCGACAUUCCAAAGCCCCGACGUGUCCUGCGCUCGUCAUGGGGCAGCAAUCCAUACAUCCUGGGCUCCUACUCCUUCACCAGCGUGGGCUCCAGUGGUGAGGACCGCGAGAGACUGGCCAUGCCACUGCCCUAUGCAAACAGCACCAAGGCUCCGCCUCUGCAGGUCCUGUUUGCUGGAGAGGCCACACACAGAAAAUACUAUUCCACUACCCAUGGUGCUUUGCUGUCAGGCGAGAGAGAAGCCACACGCCUGGUAGAGAUGUACCAGGACCUGCACAGAGCUCAAACCACUAAGCCUAACAUGUGAUUCAGAACAGACCUCUGAUUUACCAUCAAGUGCGAUGAUAAUUAACCUAGAAAUAAUGUUAAACUGCAGAUUUUAAUUUUAAUCUUGAUGAUUUAUCUUAUACUGCCAAAAGUACUGGGCAUUGUUAUAUUUAAAAAAAAAAAGUAUUGUACUGUAGAUGAAGUUAAUCUAAACUACGUAUAUGGAACGUACAGUUCUUGAGGUGCCAAUGAUGCUGUGAUUUCAUGUCAGUCUUUUACACUUAUGAUGUUUUUUUUUCAAUCACUUAUUUAAUGUUUAUUACAAUUGCUAUAAUUUAACUUGUUUUCAUAAGUGCCUUCCUGUAACUUUACAACUUUACAUUCUCAAAGUUUUAACAAAAAUAAAUGCAUAUCCU